AUGUCCGGAUCCCCAGAUGGAAUUUAUGAACCAGGCCUGGUUGAUCCAGGAAUUCCAGUCUCCAACUCGACCAAAUCAUUCUGGCUCUCCCAACCUGCACCUAUUUCUCGCACCCAAUCUUCUUGGAUCGACAAUGCAGAUGUCGUGAUCAUUGGCUCUGGAAUGUCCGGCAUGAGCCUCGCGAGAACACUAUACCAAAAGACUACCAACCUGAAGGUAGUUCUGAUCGAUGCUCGCGAUAUCUGCUCAGGUGCCACCGGUCGCAAUGGCGGGCAUAUCAAGACAAUGAGCUAUAACUAUUGGCCCGACAGAAAAGCAAGAUAUGGCGUCAGAGAGGCAAUUCGCCUAACCAACUUCGAACAUAGUCACCUGAAACAUAUGACCACCGCAAUCCAGGAGAGUGAACUCGACUGCGAGCUAAGCCUGAUCGAAGGAAUCGAUGUGUACUAUGACGAGUUCAACUUUGCGGACGCCAUUGCCGCGAUCAGCGAUAUGCAAAGAUAUGCACCGGAGCUUGCUUCUCAAUACACCGUGUACACAGACAAAGCCAAAAUUCGCCAGCUAAACUGUUCCGAUCGGAGCAUUGGUGCAAUAGGUACCCCUGCAGCGUCAAUGUGGCCGUACAAGAUGGUGAUGGGGCUUUUGAGCAAGCUUAUCACGGAAAACGGGCUUUGUGUGCAGUCCAAUACAAAGGUUGUCUCCAUUACCGACAGAAAAGAGGAUGAGUUUGCUGUCGUACAUACCGAUCGAGGAGAUAUCAGGGCGAGACAUGUUGUCCACGCAACAAAUGGCUGGCUAGGUCAUCUCCUCCCCGAGCUGCGACCGUACAUUUCCCCUGUGAGAGGCAAUGUGAUUCAUCAAACAGUGCAUUCACCUCGCAAAAACCUGGAGAACUCAUUCUGGUAUCGGUACUCAAACAAAGACUGGGAUUAUCUGAUCCAAAGACCCUCGGGGGGGAUUGUGUUAGGCCGAGCUAGCACAGGUCGACGGGCCACAGGGGAUGAUAGCGGGACGGACGUCUGUCCUCAAAUUCAUCUUCGGGGCGUGAUGGCCGAGAUGUAUAGCAACGGUCACUCGACGUCAGAAGUCAGCCAUGCAUGGAGUGGUAUCCUCGGAUACACACAGGAUGGUUCAGCCUUUGCUGGUAGACUUCCUUUCAGCAGCAGAGAGCACCAAUGGGUAUGUGGUGGAUAUCAAGGUAUUGGUAUGAUCAAAGCUUUCAGAAUGGCAGAGAUGGUGGCUCGUAUGAUUGUUGGAGAAGACGUUUCUCAGGAAUGUCCGACCUCGUUUCUUGUCACGGAGGAGCGGAUGAGGAAGCUGAAGCAAUCUCUCUCAGCAAAGGCAAGUCUGUGA
Penicillium concentricum is the source of this 1353-nucleotide messenger RNA. Its product is annotated as NAD(P)/FAD-dependent oxidoreductase. Gene Ontology annotation, molecular function: oxidoreductase activity. Gene Ontology annotation, cellular component: cytoplasm. The transcript has a single exon. The record is from RefSeq and is a predicted model, not a curated record. The coding region runs from base 1 to 1353 and encodes 450 amino acids. Lineage: Eukaryota; Fungi; Ascomycota; Eurotiomycetes; Eurotiales; Aspergillaceae.